Styela clava is the source of this 1070-nucleotide messenger RNA. RefSeq names its product glutathione peroxidase 3-like. Gene Ontology annotation, molecular function: glutathione peroxidase activity. Gene Ontology annotation, biological process: response to oxidative stress. NCBI's taxonomy places the organism in Eukaryota, Metazoa, Chordata, Ascidiacea, Stolidobranchia, Styelidae. The record is from RefSeq and is a predicted model, not a curated record.
UGAAAUUUGUAGCUGUCGACUUCAAACUGCUUUCAACGAACGGAAAGUAAUUGAGUUCGUGUUGUAUUUAUUAAUUGCAGAUUGUGGCAAUUUAUUGAAGGCGUCAUGACGCGCAGCACGAUGCUGUCGCUGCUGUUCGGGUUUAUCAGUCUCGUGUACGCAAUGGAGAUGUCUAAGUGCGCCGAUUCGCAAAGUAGGACGAUAUAUGAUUUCAAUGUGAAGGAAUUGGAUGGGGAGACAGUAUAUCCUUUACGUCUUCUUUUGGGCAAUGUGGUGUUGAUAACUAACACCGCGUGCUUCUGAGGAAUGACAUCGACCCAGCUUGAGGGUCAGAAUGCACUUUUAGAAAAAUUUAACAACAGAAAUGUCAUCACCGUUGGAUUUCCCUGUAAUCAGUUUGGUAUGCAAGAACCGGGACGUCCUAAUGAAAUACUCAAUUGUUAUAAAUACGUGAGACCUGGAAAGGGUUGGACUCCUAACUCCCAGUUUAAAAUUAUGGAUAAAAUCGAUGUCAAUGGAGAUAACGAACACCCACUGUUCACCUUUUUGAAGGAUACAUGUCCACCUGUCAAGAGCAAAAUUGGGUCGAAAGAUGGUAUAUACUGGUCUCCAAUUGUAAUUGGCGACAUUACCUGGAAUUUCGGAAAAUUUCUAAUUGAUAAAACUGGAAAACCAAGAUAUCGAUUUGCUCCAGGAGUCUCUCCUAUUUCCAUAGAGAGUUACAUCAACGAACUUCUUGCCGAAGACACGCCUACUUGAAUCAUUCCUUCCUUGCUUUACAAUACCGUAUAAAUAUUUUUAUCAUGAAAUACAAGGGGUCGGUGAUUGACAUAUUAUUUUCAAAGGUAUUUGUAAAUUUCUCAUUUGAUAUUGUUGUUCAAUAGGCUCGAUAUCGAAACUUUAUGUUUCUCAUUAUUAUGAAGAUUCUUGCUGAAAGUGUUAUACACUGGCUGGAUUCUGACAACAAUGAAAAAUUGUGUUCUUGUGCAUUCGAACGCAAUUUACAUUGUGAUGCUGAACGUAAUUGUACGAUAUACUUGUCUGAAUAAAAUUCUAUUGGAGAGUAAAGA